AUUCAAAUCGAUGGGAUUUGCACCUGGAGGUCAGAACUGCCCUGUCACUGGUCAAGCUCCACACAAGCAUCAGUGAUCCGCGGACAUCUGAUAAUACUGAGCUGUUCGAGCAGCGCUUCUGUGACUGAUAUCGAUCUGUCUGUGAUUGAUCAGAACAUCGCAGGUGAUGGGGAUUCGGCUCGGCUUCAUCUGCUCGGUUCUUCUGCUUCACUGCGUCCACGGAACCCGUGCGGCCGUCUGCAGUCAGGAGCAGUUCAGCUGUGCUAAUGGGAAGUGCAUCACCAGCCGCUGGGUCUGUGAUCAGACGGACGACUGCGGCGAUGGAAGCGACGAGCUGCUGGAGUCCUGCAGUAACAAGAAGUGUUUGUCGAGUCAGUUCAGCUGCGGCGGGCGUCUCAAUCAGUGUGUGUCCACCAGGUGGCGCUGCGACGGGAAGUCUGACUGUGAGAACGGUGCAGACGAGCAGGGCUGUGUCCUGAAGAAUUGCACGGACGAGGAGUUCCGCUGCCGCAGCGGUCAGUGUGUGUCGCUGUCCUUCGUGUGUGACUCUGACUCUGACUGUGAUGACGGCAGUGAUGAGGCGUCCUGUCCUGUGCCCACCUGCGGCCCCGGAUCCUUCCAGUGCAAUAACUCUGUGUGUGUGCCGCGGCUCUGGGCCUGCGACGGCGACGCUGACUGCACAGACGGCUCAGACGAGUGGACACAGAACUGCCCAGGCGGCACGGGUCAGAAGCCUCGGACGGUCUGUCGCGAUCACGAGUUCCUGUGCUCCAGUGGGGAGUGUGUCCACAGCAGUUGGAGGUGUGACGGAGGCAAUGACUGCGCAGACGGAUCAGACGAACACAACUGCACUGUGUCCACCUGCCGUCCAGAUGAGUUCCUGUGUAACGACGGCAGCUGUGUCCCGGGAAUACACCAGUGUGACGGGAAACCUGACUGCCGGGAUCACAGCGAUGAGACGGACUGCACCGUGCAUGCGUGUGCCGGACCGAGCGUGUUUCAGUGUCGCAGUGGAGAGUGCAUCAGAGCAGACCGUGUGUGUGACGGUCAGAGAGACUGCCCCGACGGCUCAGAUGAGCCUCUCACAGACUGCAAUAUUAACGAGUGCCUCACUAACAACGGCGGCUGUUCCCACACGUGCAGUGACCUGAAGAUGGGAUACGAGUGUGUGUGUCCAGACGGAUUCCACCUGAUCAACCGCACACACUGUGAAGACGUGGACGAGUGUGCAGACGCAGACAGAUGCACUCAGAUCUGCAUAAACCUGCCGGGCAGCUUCAGGUGUGACUGUGAAGAUGGGUUUGAGCUGGAUCACAUGACCAAAGACUGCAAAGCAGUAACAGGGUCCAGUGCGUUCCUGCUCUUCAGCACGCAGCACGAGGUCAGGAAGAUGGAGCUGGGCAGCCGGACGUACACGGCUCUGAUCCGCCGGCAGAAGAACGUGCAGGCGCUGGACGUGGAUGUUCACAACAACACCAUCUUCUGGUCUGACAUGAGCCUGAAGAAGAUCUACAGCGCCGCGGCCACUGACCCCGCCCACCCCAGCACUGUGAUUGACAGCCGGCUCUCCCGCCCCGAGGGGCUGGCGGUGGACUGGAUCCACGGAAACAUCUACUGGACAGACAGUGAUCUCCGAACCAUCUCUGUGGCUACGGCUGACGGCAGCAAGCGCAAGACGCUGGUCAGCGAGGGCCUGCAGAAUCCACACGCGAUCGUUGUCGACCCGCAGAGCAAUUUCAUGUUCUGGACGGACUGUGGCGAGCCAGCACGGAUCGAGAAGAGCGGGCUGAACGGAGUGGACCGGACGGCUCUCGUCACAGAAGGCAUCGUCUGGCCCAACGGCAUCACGCUCGAUGUGUUGAGCGGCCGGCUGUACUGGGUCGACUCGAAGCUGCACACACUGUCCAGCAUCAGCGUGAAUGGAGAUGGGCGGCACACACUGAUCCACGGGGAGCAGAAGCUGUGGCAUCCGCUGGCGCUGGCCGUGUUCGAGGAGAAAGUCUUCUGGACCAACAAACACAGUAACAGCAUCUGGAGUGCCAACCGUGUGACAGGACGAGACAUCGCCGCUGUGGCCGAGCACCUGCAGGGUCCGGGAAACAUGGUGCUUUAUCACAGUCUCAGACAGCCUUCUGGAAAGGACUGGUGCAGAGAAGGCGGCGGCUGUGAGUUUCUGUGUCUGCCGGCGCCGCAGAUUAACACACACUCGCCCAAAUACACCUGCACCUGUCCUGAUCACAUGACCCUGGGUGCAGACAUGAAGACGUGUGUGUCCGGUGUGAGCAGCACGGCUCCGAGCAGAACCGCACACAGACGCUCCGGAUCAAUGCCUGACCAUACGGGCUCUCGGAGCGAAAUUAAUGGAGAACAUGAGCCAGUUUCCAGCCCUUCCCAGCAUCCCACAGUCUUGUACAUCACACUUCCAAUCGCCGCCGUGUGUCUGCUGGGGGUCGGCAGUGUGUUGCUAUGGAGACACUGGCGGCAGAAGAACACCAACACCAUCCACUUCACCAACCCAGUGUACCAGAAGAAGACCGACGACACGGUGCACAUCUUCAGGAGCCCCAGUCUGGACGGAUACUCACAUCCAUCGUGUCAGAUGAUCAGUGUGGAUGAAGACGCAGCCUGACGCUCCUCCAGAAGUUCCUCCAGAAGCUCAAGGUCACUUUAAAUGCUGCUCAGCGAGCUGAAGGAAACACUCGUCCACAUGUGCGAAGCGAUCCCAGGAUCCGCCCUGGAUUUAAUCAUGCCUCUAUCAUAUAAGGAAUGUAGAAACACACACACACACACACUCACACUCACACACACUCCUGUCUAACGGACAUCAUCACAGUGAAGAGCAGAAGAUCUCAAACAGAGACUCUUCUGGAGUCUGUGUCUUUGCUACAAACACAACGCUGUUUCAUUUGUGAUUCGUGAGCUUUUAAGAUCCUCUUAUUGAAGGUAUUACCACUUUGUAAUAUUUAAUAUGAUCUUUGUAAAUGUUUAUGAUUAUGUGGAGGGCAGACGGGUGUCUCUCUUCUUGCACUAAGUUUGUUGUCUGUCACAGAUUUUAUUUAUAUUUCUCCUUCACAGACACACUUGAACAGUCUGUUUGACUUUGUUUUGAUGAAUGCACAGCGCUCCUUUAGUAAUAAUGAGAAUGACAGUGCAUUAGUUCUGUUUCAUUCUGUAGACUGCAUCUGGGCCUUAAAUCUGAUCGUGCCUGUGUAAUGUUUGAAUGUGUGAAAAAUCCACGAUGCCUUCAACACGUGAGCGUGAAUCAGUGCUCAGGGUGACCUCUGACCUCACCUGUCCGUUAGAGUCACGUGUUUAUGUUCUGUUGUUGUUGUGCAUGCUCCAGUGCAGCGUGUUAUCUGAAGGAUCGGAGCGUGCUCGCUGUUAUCAGACGAAUGAAGAAUCACUAAUCUGCAGUCUGUCUCUCCUUCAUCACCCCGUCUAAACCCAAGACUUUGUACGAAGAACACUCUUAUUUAUUGUGUAAAUGUACAAUUUUGAGUUUCUUGCUUUUCUUUUGAAUGUGUUGUUUAUCAGAUGCUAUAUAGAAAUAUCGUCCAGAAAUCGAUGUGCACUACAGAGGAAGUGAACCUGCGUCAUUCAGGGACUUUUAUACGUUUAUGAAGGAUGAAACACUAAUGUGGAGUAAAAGUGAAGUCUUGAAUGGAUUCUCAUUCUGUUACUGAUGCGCCAUUUGAGUUCAGUUUGACUGUUGUGAAGAAGGGAUAAACCUGUUGGAGUUUUAAUUCUUUAUCUCAGGACUGGUGGUCCAGUGAUCGGAAUAUAAUGACACCCAAAGAAACAACUCAGCUGUUUUUGACAUUGUUUUUAAAUAAAUGCACAUUUUGAAACCAGAAA
Molecule: messenger RNA, 3855 nt
Organism: Carassius auratus (goldfish)
Lineage: Eukaryota; Metazoa; Chordata; Actinopteri; Cypriniformes; Cyprinidae
Gene: ldlrb
Product: low density lipoprotein receptor b
Exons: 17
Coding region: 167-2629 (820 amino acids)
Biological process (GO): receptor-mediated endocytosis
Cellular component (GO): apical plasma membrane; signaling receptor complex; plasma membrane
Molecular function (GO): hormone binding; calcium ion binding; protein binding
Source: RefSeq, a predicted model, not a curated record